AUGAGCCUGACAACUGCCACUGCAGCCAGGAUUCUAAGAGGGCAGAGAAGAGGACAGUCCGGUGAGGACACAGAUCUAGCGUGGGACACUUUCCCUGCAGUUGCUUUAGCAAAGACGUAUAACAUAGAUGCCCAAACAGGGGAGUCUUCUGCCUGUGCUACCGCCCUUUUGUGUGGUGUAAAGGCAAGAUACGAGACCCUGGGGUUAGAUGCUGGUGGAAGAUUCAACAGCUGUGCUUCGACCAUCAAUUCCAAAGUCACAUCUUUGGUUGACUGGGCACAUGAAGCUGGGAAAUCCAGUGGCAUCGUGACAACAGCGCGGAUAACCCAUGCGACGCCUGCGGCGUUGUACGCGCAUGCGCCGUCCAGAUACUGGGAGGACGAUAGCAGAGUACCUCCCACUGUCAGAAAAGACUGCAAGGACAUAGCUUUGCAGCUCGUAGAAAAUGAACCGGGAAGGAGUAUAAAUGUAAUUAUGGGAGGUGGUAGAAGACACUUUUUGCCCACCAUCACACCAGAUCCUGAACAUCCUAAUCGGGAAGGGAGAAGACUGGAUGGAAGAAAUUUAGCUGAAGAUUGGGCAAGAGAAAAGAAAAGACGGCGAUUGAGAGCUCAAUACAUACAUUCAAGAGAACAACUUGCUAAGUUAGAUCCUAGGACAGUGGACUAUUUGCUAGGUUUGUUUGAAUACUCGCAUAUGGAGUUCAACGCAGAACGAGGAGCGAUAGCAGAUACGGAAGAAGGCGGAAAUGCUAGUCCUAAUGUCAAAGCUGACGAUCCCUCCUUAGCCGAUAUGACUAGAGCUGCUUUGUCAAUUUUGACCAAAAACGAUAAUGGAUUUUUCCUCCUAAUUGAAGGUGGAAGGAUAGACCACGCUCAUCACUACAACAAUCCAUAUAGAGCUCUCGACGAAACUUUGGAGUUAGAAACCGCACUGUUGGCAGCAUUAGAGAGGGUUAAUCCUGCUGAAACUUUGAUCGUCGUCACCGCCGAUCACGGUCAUGUAAUGACUUUUGGCGGCCAGGCUACACCGAGAGGACACCCCGUUUUAGGUGCGGACACUGUGGUGUCGGAUAUAGAUGGCUUGCGUUAUACUACGUUGCUCUACGGCACUGGCCCUGGGCAUUCGGAGCCUAGAGCAUUGCCAUUGAAUACGACAACGUCUGCAGCUAACGCAGAUGCUGUUCAUGCUGCUGCAGUUCCUAGGCAAUGGGCUACGCAUGGCGCCGAAGAUGUGCCUAUUUAUGCCUUAGGUCCAAUGGCAACGACGUUAUUUGCUGGUGUAGUGGAGCAAAGCUACAUACCCCAUGCAAUCGCGUACGCUGCGUGCAUCGCGCACCAGUCGCGGAGAUGUCAAGAAAAAGUCAACUUUACGCAACCACCGUACCUAACUAAAUAA
Molecule: messenger RNA, 1398 nt
Organism: Spodoptera exigua (beet armyworm)
Lineage: Eukaryota; Metazoa; Arthropoda; Insecta; Lepidoptera; Noctuidae
Source: the annotation of a GenBank genome assembly